Molecule: messenger RNA, 1033 nt
Organism: Didymella exigua CBS 183.55
Lineage: Eukaryota; Fungi; Ascomycota; Dothideomycetes; Pleosporales; Didymellaceae
Exons: 5
Coding region: 1-945 (314 amino acids)
Source: RefSeq, a predicted model, not a curated record
AUGCCGGAUCUAAACUUCUUUUGGGGUAGCUUUUGCUUCGCACGCCAGCUCUCUGAAUACUCUCUGGUGCCUCCCGCAUCUAUGUCUUGGACCAUGCCUAUGAACGGUUUUGACUGCAAUAACUCCGAUUACGACCUUCUGUGUUCAACACCGCUCUUUGGGAACCAAACCACACAGGAGUCUCUUCUCAGAUUCCCCCCUGCCAGACUAUUGAGUCUGCGAGACCUUAUUCAUUCAAAUACGCUUCAACAUAGCAUUGAAGAAGAGGCAUGUCGUUCUGAAGCAGCCGGUGAUCUUGGAGACGCAUUUGAUGCUUCAUACGGAUCAUGUUUGACACCCACAACCGGGUCCUAUGGAAAUCACGCGUUCCUAGACAGCGCCGAUGCUCAAGGGCUUGAGGGACAGUUCGACUCUACUUUCCUACACCAAGAUCUGCCCCUCAAUGACCCGUUCCAUGCUGCACCAUACAAUUCCGCGCAUAACGCCAAGGCCUGUUGGGAUGAAUUACUUCUCGAUGAAGGCAUGGAUUACAUGAGUUUUAGUGAUCCUUCAGGACCGAGCAAGACAACAGACACGGUAUUUGGGAGCCUCUUUGACGUGCCAGACGGGCUCAUGCAGAUUCCUUCGUCUGAUGGAAGCAACGGAGAAAGACGCUACGCCGCUGGCUAUUUUGCGAGACAGGGAGUGAAAGCUUCGACAAACGCAAAGGCCAGAUAUGAGUGCCGGGCAUGUCCAGCAGAUUUUGGGCAGGCACGCGACUUCGCAUCACCGUCGAGCCGAAGAAACCAUGAAAGGAACUUCCAUGAGCUGCUCAGAGGAGGCGGAGCGAAAUUGAAGAGGGUCGGCGACAAGAUGGAAAAUGCUGGCCAGAAGCGGAAGGAAGAGAAGAAAAGAAAGUUGCUUCAAGAGAUGGCUGAGAAGCUAAAGGAGCUGCAAAAUUGCUGAGAGAGGAUAAUGAAAGCAUGUACAGAUCAUCAACCUUUGUGUAGGUGGAAGACCUAUUUCUUAGCAGAUAAAUGAUAGUGCCUGCCAG